Molecule: messenger RNA, 1943 nt
Organism: Anoplophora glabripennis (Asian longhorned beetle)
Lineage: Eukaryota; Metazoa; Arthropoda; Insecta; Coleoptera; Cerambycidae
Product: fatty-acid amide hydrolase 2-A
Exons: 10
Coding region: 244-1782 (512 amino acids)
Source: RefSeq, a predicted model, not a curated record
CCGCUGUGAAGAACGGGUGGGAGCAUUUUUAUAUGGUGCAGUAAAAUAGUCGGUGGUGCAUUUUAACAUCAGAAACAUAAAUACAAGUGAAAAUAAAUGAAGUGUCCAAAUUAAAUCGAAAUAGAUCACUUGUGUGUCUAAAAAAUCAAAUAUUUUUAUGGAUUUUUUCCAAGACAUACCAACGAUAGAAGAAACGGACUCUGUCAGAACAAAACUUUAGAACUCUUGGGAAUACACUACAUAAUGAUGGACUUCUUCUUUUCGAUACUUAUAGCAUUUAUGACAUUUUUACGGUUUUUAACCCAUCCGAUCUACGUGUGGUUUGCACAAGGAAAGAAAAAAAGUGUACCACCGAUAACAAAUGAUAUACUUCGUAUAAACGCUACAGAAUUGGCUGCCAAAAUUAGGAAGAAACAGUUGUCUAGUGUUGAAAUAUGCCAAGCCUACAUAGAUCGGAUCAAACAAGUGAAUCCAAUAAUCAACGCAGUGGUAGAGGACAGAUUUCAACAGGCACUGAAGGAAGCCAAAACUGUGGACGAUUACCUAACAAAGUGCGCGCUGAACGAAGAAGAUCUAGAAAAGAUCAAACCGCUGUUAGGAGUACCGGUGACCAUUAAAGAAAGUUGUAGCUUACAAGGCCUUAGUUACGCGGUAGGCAUGUUGAAUCGUUGUGGGUAUAAGGCAGAAAGUGAUGGAGAAGCUGUUGCAAGACUGAAGACCAGUGGGGCGAUUCCUCUGCUAGUUUCGAACACGCCCGAAAUGUGCUGCUGCUUGGAAUCAAGCAAUUUCAUCACAGGCUACACAAACAACCCCUACGAUACUACUUGUACAAGCGGCGGCUCUUCAGGGGGAGAGGGUGCUUUACUUGGAGCUGGAGCUUCUGUUAUCGGAAUUGGUUCCGAUAUUGCGGGAUCUAUCCGAAUUCCAGCACUGUACAACGGAAUUUUUGGACACAAGCCAACUGCAAGGAUUGUCUCAUUAAAAGGCCAUUUUCCCUACUGUUAUGAUGAGAAAUUUAAGAGUUGUUUGGUUAUUGGACCUAUGUCUAGAUACGCCAAAGAUCUCAAGUUGAUGUUGAAAAUCUUAGUGGGCGAUAAACAAGCCACACAAUUGAAGUUAAAUCAAAAAGUAGAUCUCAACAAAAUAAACGUUUUCUUCAUGGAAGGUACGGAUUCCAUUCUAGAGACGAGAGUCCAAAGCGAAAUCAAAGCAGCGGUACAAGAUGCCGUGAAAUAUCUAAGCAGCCAAUGUGGAGUUAAAGUCAAAGAUCAUAAAUUUGAAUUAAAGUAUACUUUGAACUGUUGCGGUAAACACAUAUUUAAUAUUAAGGACUUACCAGAUCCCCUAAAAGGAGAAAACGAUAACAUAUUUACAGAAAUUAUAAAAACAUUAUUUGGUCAAUCCCGAUAUACGCCGAAUCUGUUGCACUAUUUACUAGUAAAUAAAAUAUAUGAUUUGUUUGUUUCCGAUCGAACCAUGGAAUUUGCACAACUGAAAAAGACGUUUAUAGACUCUUUGGGGGAUAAUGGUGUAUUUAUUUAUCCCAGUGCGUACACCACUGCUGGCAAACACAACCAAUUUUACUUUUUAACGACGACAGCUGCUUACACUAUACUUGCCAAUACAUUUGGUUGCCCUUCCACAAGUGUACCAUGCGGCCUUGACAAAAAUGGCUUACCCGUUGGAAUACAGAUUAUGGCUGCUCCUAAUCAAGACCGCCUCUGCUUGGCAGUUGCGGAGGAACUGGAGAAACAUUUUGGGGGAUGGGUACCUCCAAAAUAAUUGACUGCGAUAUCUUUAAACUGUAUUUUAUUUUUUUUUUUGUAAAAAUGAGUGAUUUUUAUUUUAUUUUAUGUGGUUGUAACUAAACCUGCUUAAAACGUACUAUUUAGUUAUAAUAUAUUUAAAUAUUAAUUAAAAAAUAUGUAUACUAAUUUGUUAUA